This is a messenger RNA of Cydia splendana, 1778 nucleotides long. It is a transcript of the gene PIG-S, whose product is annotated as GPI transamidase component PIG-S. The record is from RefSeq and is a predicted model, not a curated record. Gene Ontology annotation, cellular component: GPI-anchor transamidase complex. Gene Ontology annotation, biological process: attachment of GPI anchor to protein. NCBI's taxonomy places the organism in Eukaryota, Metazoa, Arthropoda, Insecta, Lepidoptera, Tortricidae. Bases 129 to 1709 code for a protein of 526 amino acids. The transcript is spliced from 12 exons.
UGUAAUUGACAAUUGAGGAAAAUAGAAAAAAAUGAAAUGGAUAAUGAAAACAAUAUAGUUACUUGUUAUUAACGGAGCUUUAAAUACAGUAGAGUAUAAAAAAUAGUGUUUUAUUAAGUGUGAAUGCUAUGGGGAAACAAAUGAAGUCCGACGCGGACGAGUCGAGUCGGAUGUGGGCGAGCGCGUCCUUCGUGGGCGUACUCAUCGUCAUCGGCCUGCCGCUCUGGUGGAAGACCACGGAGGUGUACAGGGUAGCGCUACCAUACGACAAGAUCGCCGCUUUCGAUUCGCUGUCUCACACCAUCGCUACCGAGGUGACAGUGAUGGCGAAUGACGACGCCAUCGCGUCGCAGAUAGCGGGGCUCAUUGAGAAAUCCUUCGAAGAUUCGACCACAUUAAAAGUCAAAGUGACCAAGACCAUUAUUUCGGACUCUCUGCGCAAUACGCUGGAAUCCGUCGCCGACGAACCAGAAGCGAUAGAAGAGGUAGCGGCCAGCGUCAGCGUGUCAAAACCUAACACGCUAUAUGUGGUACAGAGGUCGCCGCUGUUUCAAAAUGUCUGGCUUAGUGGGGAGCGUGUCAUGUUCUUCAGGGACUCUAAAGCGGGCCCAACCGUCGUCCAAGCCCUCAAAAGCUGGGUAUACCAGACCUCAGUACUCCAAGGCGCUGUAUCAGACUCGGACGAAGCGCGACGCACUCGUUUCCCGCCCGGUGGAGGAUACCACGUCACUCUGUCCGUGGCCGUACCUUCGCCAAAGACCAAGCUUCGAUUCCCCGCUAGAGACGCCAUGGAAGAUUACAUCGGCACGUUUGUGGACGAGCUCAGCGAGCUUCACAACUUCACACUCAAGUCUCAGUGGCUGUAUCUACUCGACUUCGAUUUCCAGGCUAAAGAGGUAAAAGAUACAAGCGAUUACGGCCGCCAUUUUGCCGUUCACAAAGACCGUCUCCACCUUCUCCUGACCAGACUCGAGGAGCGCGCCGCCACACACGUCUCGGAGCUGCCAACCAUCAACCUAGUACUGUACGCUGUUCCAUGCGAGAGGGCGCCACUUGUUAUAUAUGACGGUGACACCCGCGUCCCCACCCCCGUCCAGGCCUUCAUGUCUCCCAAAUGGGGGGGAGUGGUGCUGGCCAACCCCAGGCCGGAAGAAUGCAGGGGGGAGGGGGAAGUGGAGCCCAACGUGCAGCGCGUCAUGGGCGCGUUUGUAGCUCAGCUGAGACCACUACUCGGGAUACCAGAUAUGGUUCACAUCCCGGAUGCUCAACUGGACCCCUUGAGGUCAGUGACCCCGCGGCGUUGGGAGGUAGAUGCAUUGCUGCGUCUGCGGGUUUUGGAACAGAUCACCUCCGCGGAGAACACUUUACAGUCAUUAGCGCAGUUGUUAGGUGAAAUCUCCAACAUCGUGAUCAACGACGAAGUGGGCGCGUCCAUCAACGCGGCCGUCGACGGCAUCGGCCUCGCGCGCGACCAGCUGGCCGCCGGGCAACUAGUGGAGGCCUACAAGAGCUCCCGGGGGGCCCACAGAGCCGCCGAGACCGCCUUUAUGGAGCCUAGUCUACUGGCGUUGCUGUACUUCCCUGAUGAUCAGAAAUACGCCAUCUACAUCCCUCUAUUCCUGCCCAUAAUGUUCCCCGUGGUGCUGUCUCUCAAGACUCUGCUGCUGUGGCUGAGGGGCAAGCCUCUGCACAAGGAGAAGGCUGAUUAAUGUUACCAAAGUAUUUUGCUGUUUGUAAAUUAUUUAAUGCAUUUAGUGAAUAAAUGGGAGUUUGUAAUA